AUGUUCGUCCUUAGAAACGUUGGCAAGCUGCUCUUCGGCUCAGCUACACAGGAAUCCCUUAUCGAGCUCCCUCAAGGCCAGCUCUACCUCGUCCGGCCCCUCUCGCCCAAGGGCUACUCAGAGCUCAUCUUCAAGGACUCUGCUAUUCGCAUCCGCCGAACCAAUCAAGACUUCCAAUACCAGCUCGUCGUGCAGCGCGUGUUUGAAGAAGGCGAGGCUGAACUUCUCGCCGACGAAGAGGGAGAAGACGCUGAAAUCGACGCUCUUGCGGGCGAACGCGACGAAAAGACUUUUCUACUCGACGAGUCUCUGCACUUCCGCAUUGAGAUCAGAGAGGACGGUGACGAGACUGUUCUCGCCUGGAAAGACUUGAGUGGCGACAACGGCGACCUCUACGAAUUUGUGUGCGACAACGUCACAUCUACAGAGGUGAAGCGUUUCCUCCGGACAGCGCAGGAGUGUCAGUACGAGCGAAAGUACCGCAAGCCGCACACGACAGCCUCAGACGAGGACCUUGAACAAUUUGAGUUCCCCGAGGAGCAACCCAUUCCACCCGCCAGCCCCAUUCAUAGCCCGACUCUCACUAGGUCCAUCGAUUCCAUCGACGACAUGUUCGCCAAGAGGACUGCCAAUAUUUCGGCCAAGCGCGGGCCCGCGGUAGAAGAAUCCUUGGAGGAACCCCUUGAGGGACAUCAAGAAGAUGAGGUCGAGGCUCCUCAGCGGGCGCGGGACCCAAAUGCCCCCCCUAAGCCUUUGGAGAUCUAUGCUGCCGUAUCUGGCGAAUUGCAUCUCUACGAUCCACAAGCAGGCCAUUUCUCCCAGGUCGAAGACUCCGUCAUUGCUACCGUUUCUGAAGUUGGAAAAUGGGAGUAUUGGCUGCAAAUUGAUGCUGCCGGGAAGUCUGUUCUAGGCACCCCUGUCACCGCCGAAUUCAACCCUGUAUUCGACUUUGAGCACCUGUCCUUCAUUUUCAACCACUGGUCUGAAGAUGGGACUGGAAGGUCUUGGCUAAUCCGAUUCAAGGAUCAGCCAACACUGGAGAAGUUCCAGGAGGCGGUGAUGCAGGCCAUUUGGGAGAAACUAAAUGAAACCAAGUGGAAGAAGAUCCAGGAGAAGGAGCGUGAGUAUGUCUUGGAUUCGUUCAAUGACCUCGCCAUGGAAGAUGCUCCAGAGGAGGAGGAGGAGGAAGAGGAAGAAAUCGAUGAAGAAGAAGACCUUGGACGAUAUGAAGAGGACGAGGAUGAAGAGCAACAAGAGAGAGGUGACGGAGACGUCAACUCCCAGCUUGCCGUGGGCUACAAACAUGACCGCUCCUUUGUUGUCCGCGGCUCCAAGAUUGGAGUUUUUACCCACACUCCGGAUAAUCACCUCAAGUUCUCCACCAACAUUUCCAAGGUGACCACCCCUGCGGGCAAACUGAUGAACCCCAAGAAGGUCAUGCUCCACAUGGAGGACAGAGAUCUCAUCAUGCAAAACGAGGUGGACCCGAACAAGCUCUACCGCAUGGACAUUGAGUACGGCAAGGUUGUCGAUGAGUGGAAUGUCCAUGAUGACAUACCUGUCACGACAUUUACCCCAGAGAACAAGUUUGCGCAGAUGACCGGAGAGCAGACGUUCCUUGGUAUCUCUCACAACGCCGUUUUCCGAAUCGACCCUCGUCAAGCGGGUAACAAGAUUGUCGAUUCAGAAUUGAAGCAGUACGUAUCAAAGAACGACUUCUCUUCCGUUGCUACCACUGAGAAGGGCUACAUCGCUGUGGCAAGCAACAAGGGUGAUAUUCGCCUCUUUGAUCGUCUUGGAAUCCGAGCCAAGACACAGCUCCCUGCCCUUGGUGAUCCAAUUACUGGCAUGGACGUUUCGGCUGAUGGCAGAUGGAUCUUGGGAACUACCAAGAACUACAUCCUCCUCGUCGACGCCCAGCAGCACGGCGGAAAGAAUGAGGGAAAGCUUGGUUUUGAAAAGCCAUUCGCCGCCGACUCGAAGCCUCGUCCUCGUCGUCUGGCUCUUUCCCCAGAGCACGUUGCUCAGUUUUACCAUGAGACUGGUCAACCUGUGUCUUUCACGCCUGCCAAAUUCAACACUGGUGAGGGUGCAGAGGAGACGAGUAUCAUUACUGCCUCCGGACCUUACAUCAUCGAGUGGAACCUCAAGCGGGUUAUUCGCGGCCAGAAGACACCAUACAAGAUUAAGCGAUACGAGGAAAAGGUUAUGGCAGAUGACUUCAAGUUCGGCUCGGACAAGAACGUCAUUGUUGCUCUGCCCAACGAAGUCAACAUGGUUGCCAAGCAAAGUCUCAAGAUGCCUACCCGAGAAAGCAUCAUCGGUGACGUCCGACUACUUGGUAGUGGGCGGAAGUCUUCGGGACGGAUUGGCAACGCCAGAAGCGGCCAGUACAAGCUCGGAAGAGAUGACAUUGUGGAGUCGCCUUAUUAGAGCGUUGGCACGUAUCGAAUCUUUGAACAUUUUCAAAGUAUAUGAGAUGGGAUAUUUGAAGGAACGGAAAGUAGAAAAGGGACUGCAGGAUGAGACGACGACGACGACGAUGAUGGGAUACCAUAGGUUGCUUUACAUAACGCGGACAGGGUGGGAGAUGGAGUUUGCUGGCUUCACGAUUCUUUUUUAAGUUUAUGAUUUUUUUCCCGCUUAGAUACCUUGUGUCUGCGUAGUACAUUUCGAACUGGUGAAUAAAGCCAAUGACGUUU
Molecule: messenger RNA, 2702 nt
Organism: Trichoderma virens Gv29-8
Lineage: Eukaryota; Fungi; Ascomycota; Sordariomycetes; Hypocreales; Hypocreaceae
Exons: 2
Coding region: 1-2433 (810 amino acids)
Cellular component (GO): cytoplasm; nucleus
Molecular function (GO): protein binding
Source: RefSeq, a predicted model, not a curated record